Molecule: messenger RNA, 1887 nt
Organism: Penicillium roqueforti
Lineage: Eukaryota; Fungi; Ascomycota; Eurotiomycetes; Eurotiales; Aspergillaceae
Product: acyclic terpene utilization AtuA family protein
Exons: 3
Coding region: 1-1887 (628 amino acids)
Source: RefSeq, a predicted model, not a curated record
AUGGCAUACAAAGGUCGACCCGUUCGCAUUGCAGGUGCCUCGGGCUCUGCCUCAGACCGGCGGCAAGCUAUCGCUGAUUUUGCACGUCACCACCCGACCGAUCCUAUCGAUGUCAUCAUUGCCGAUUUCAUGAGCGAGUUCAACAUGGCCACUGCCGCCGGUCGGCGUGUGGACCAGACGACUUCCCGAGUACCAACAGCCCCGGCCUACGAGCCCUCUUUUCUAGAAGCACUUGAGCCGGCUCUGGAUGAUCUGGCCAAGUAUGGAAUCAAGCUCGCGGUCAAUGCUGGAGUGACUGACACCAAGGGUCUCUACGAGGUGGUGCUGCGUAUGGUUGAGGCAAAGAAUCUGGACUUGAAGGUUGCAUGGGUUUCCGGAGAUGAAGUACUAUCUACCGUCCAGAAGGAAUUGGCUUCCGGGUCUGAAUUUCGCAACGUCUACACAGGCGAUCGGUUGGCAGAUUGGCCAUUCGAGCCAAUAUAUGCCCAGUGCUAUCUUGGCGGCCUCGGGAUCGCGGGUGCACUCGCAGGUGGUGCGGACAUUGUAUUAUGUGGGCGGGUCUCGGAUGCUUCACCUGUUAUCGGAGCUGCUUACUGGUAUCAUGGCUGGCAGCGUGACGAGCUUGACAAACUGGCGAAUGCGUUCGUGGCAGGCCAUCUGAUUGAGUGUAGCAAUUAUGUCUGCGGUGGCAAUUUCACAGGCUUCAAAGCCUUAGAAUACGCAGACGGGGAUGGCUGGACCAAUAUCGGAUAUCCCAUCGCCGAGAUAUCUGCCGAAGGUGACGUUGUGAUCACCAAGCAGGCGCAUGCCACCGGUGGUGCGGUAACCGUCGAUACUUGUACAUCCCAAUUGCUCUAUGAGAUACAAGGACCUUGGUACUACAACUCUGAUGUCACUGCGGUCCUCGAUAAUAUACGCUUUUUGCAGUGCGGCGUCAAUCGUGUCGCUGUUCAUGGGGUCCAUUGCGGCCCUCCUCCGCCCACCACCAAGGUUGGCAUCACUGCGCGAGGAGGGUUCCAGGCUGAGGUAUGGUGGUUUCUCACCGGUCUGGAUAUCGAAGCCAAAGCUCGCAUGCUGGAGGCACAAGUCCGGCACUUGUUGUCACCCUAUUCGGGCAGAUAUACGUCACUCAAUUUCGAUUUACUGGGCUCUUCCCUCUCCGACCCACCCAACCAGAACCGCGCUACCGUGCCGUUGCGCAUCGUCGCACAGGCACGACAUGCAGAGGACCUUGCACCGACACGCUUCCUCAAACAUAUCACCGAUAACAUCAUGCAGGGCUAUCCUGGUGCUACCUUUCACUUAGAUAUGCGCCAAGGAUUCCCACGUGCCAUUUUCGAGUACUAUGUCACCUUGCUGCCACAAUCAGCAGUCCAACACCGCGUCCAUAUGCCCUGGAAGCCGACGGUAUCUGCGCAGACCCUGGAUAUUUCGCCUCCGGCAAACACUAGGAUAUAUCCAUCACGCCAACCCUCGCAGCCGACCGCGCGCACCGACAGACCCGUCGACCUUGCCCGAGACUUUGAGCCGACGAGUCGCGGCCCGCUAGGCUGGAUCGUUCAUGCACGCUCUGGAGAUAAGGGUACCGACGCUAACUGCGGCUUCUGGGUGCGUCACAGUGACGAAUACGAAUGGCUGCAGGCGUUGCUGUCUGUUGAUAAGGUGCAAGAGCUGUUAGGAGAGACUGCCCGCGAGAACACGAACUUGGAGAUUGAGCGCUUCGAGCUACCUCGUCUUCAUGCCGUGCAUUUCCUGUUUCGCAAUCUACUAGACCGGGGCGUUGGUGUGACCACCACCGUCGAUUUCCUGGGAAAGAAUGUGGCGGAAUAUCUGCGGGCUAGGCAUAUUGAUCUCCCUGUGCGAUUCUUGAACCGGGGAAAGCUAUAG